Molecule: messenger RNA, 2613 nt
Organism: Closterium sp. NIES-65
Lineage: Eukaryota; Viridiplantae; Streptophyta; Zygnematophyceae; Desmidiales; Closteriaceae
Source: the annotation of a GenBank genome assembly
AUGAUGUGGGCCGUUGCCAACAACGCCACCGCCUCGUCGCUUUCGCCGCAGCAAGUUUGCGAUUGUGCGACGAAGCAGUGCUGCCAGGGCGGCUGGCCCGACUGGGCCUUCUCCUACGUCUUAAACAAUGGCGGAAUCACGUCGAACAAGAACUACCCCUACCAGGCGUACGAUUCCGCCACGUGUCUGCUCGACACAUCCAUGCCGUCUGUGGCGCAGAUCACGGGGUGGGAGCUGGUGCCGGCAUUCAACGCCAUGGCGCUCAUGAAGGCCGUCAGCAUGCAGCCCGUCGUCGCCUUCAUCAGCGCCUCCACCUCAGACUUCGCGAUGUACAAGAGCCGCGAUGUGCUCAGAAUCUACGACGGCGUGUGCUCGACGGAGGUGAACCACGCGGUGGUGGUGGUGGGCUUUAACUACACGGGGCCGGACCUCAAAGGCAGCUACUGGAUCAUCAAGAACUCGUGGUACACCACGUGGGGCGACCGCGGCUACACGUACCUCGCCAUGACGCCCGACGUGCGCGGGAAAUGCGGCAUCCUAUCCCGUUUUCUAAUACUUCCCCAUCCGCUGAUGCACUCUUGCCACCUACUCCGCCUUCCCUGCAGCAUUCCUGCUAUGUACCCGGUUUACUACCCGAGCGGGCCGCAACCCGCCCGAUUCUGUUCCGACACACGCGGCAAGUGGAAUAUCAACAAGGUGGACGACCUCUCGUCGUCGCUCUUCUCCUCCGCCCUCUCCACGGAUAGCAGUAGUACCACCACGCUAACUACUUCCACGACUAUAACGACGAGUUCCACCAGCGUCAUGCUUGCGUCCGUCACUGGCACAUCGACGGACGCAUCCUCGCUGCUCAUCAACUCGACGACCAAGUCGGCGUCACAGAUAACUGCGUGCGCAGGGAUAAUCAAUCCUUGUGGCGGCGGGAGUUGCUACAUGCUCGGUGGAAUCGCGCGAUGUGACUGUGGCUUGCUGUCGAAUAUGGUUGAGGUUAUGGGAGUGCCCACGUCGAAAUGUGCGCCUCAGAAUCCGUGCACAAAUUCGCCCGUGAACCCUUGUCGCGGCGGGACAUGCAUGGACGUGGGAGAUGGGACGUACACAUGCACAUGCGCUUCGGGAUACGCCAUCGGAACUGCGGUGGAUGGUUCGACAACCUGCUUGCCUGCUGCUGGUCUUACGAAGUCGUAUGUUACACUACCCGGCGAUAACUGCACGCUGGUCGCGACAGAAUUCGGGAUUUCAACAACCACCCUAUCGGCACUGAACCCGUUUAUCAACUGCUCCGUUACGGAAUACUUGCCUCCGGGUGUUGGGCUGACUGUUUCAAGAGCACUAACAGCCACAUCCACGUUCUGCACAAGCACAUACACGGUUCAACCUUCUGACACCUGCAAUUCCAUCGCCCACCUUUUCUUUGGUGGUUCUCUCACAGCACUAGACAACCUAAAUCCUGGAUUGACGUGCAACCGUCUCUUUAAAUCACAACAAAUUUGCCUUAAAGCGGAUUCAUCAUCAUCCACCACAUCGGGUCCACAGUGCGGACAGAGCGUUGCAGUGGUCAUGGGUGAUACGUGUGCUUCUGUCUCCAUCAAAUACAUGAUCAGCUCCUCAACCUUCAGCUCACUGAAUCCAGGUCUCAACUGUGACAGCCCACUGCUGGUUGGAUCCUAUGUCUGUGUGGCACCAAAAUCAUCAGAUACCACCAUCAACUGCACGGGGUGGUACCGGGUGAUGCAGGGCGACACAUGCCCCUCCAUCUGGAAUGGAGCCAACCUCACCAUGUCCAUGUUCCAAGCCAUCAACCCGGGCAUUCAGUGCCAGGCGCCCUAUCUGGUGGUGGGCCAGCAGGUGUGCAUCGACUCACCCGUCCUCACCACCAUGCAGCGAGCUCCCAACACCUCCUACUCCAUCUACACCGUCCGCCCCAACGAUACCCUCUCCACCAUCUCCUCGCUCUUCCUCCCCCGCUGCACACCCACCUCUGUCUCUCCCGAGUCCAUCGCCGCACAAAACUACAUCUCCGAUCUAUCUGCCCCUCUGGCGCCCGGCACGAAGCUGAUCAUCCCCUGUAUAGGCCGCAUCGGUAUGGUGGACUGCGGCUGUGCAGCCUCUAUCCCGGUCUGUGGGUCGGACUUUGUCAGCUACCCCUCAUACUGUGAUGCUCUCUGCAACUUCGCACUUCCAGCUCUCCCCGAUAGCUUCUGCACCGGGGCAUGUGGACCCGCAUGCCAGGGUCGUAUGGGCCUUGCCCCGGUUCCUAACUCCGGCUGCACCAAUGCCAUAUGCCCGUAUCCCAGCUGGGCACCGGCAGAGUCAAUAGACUGUGCCAAAGUGGUGGACACGAGCUCUGGUCCCUGCUGCAGUUACAGGGAGAACACCUGCAAGCAGCAGUGCACGCUCACUGCAGCUGGAUUGGGUGGAACAGUGGCUCAGAGGAACAGCAGCUAUAAUGAUUGCUACAGCCAGUGCAUGUGCUGCCAGGCUACAGGCUGUGGUGGUGCAACGUGCAAGGCACCAUCGGCGUGUUGGAAUGCCAGGCCUCGCAAGUGCGUGUUUGUGAACUACAGCUAUGUGUGGAACUGCACGUGGUUCCCUGCUGGGAACCCCUUGCCCUAG